This is a messenger RNA of Candidozyma auris, 675 nucleotides long. RefSeq lists its product as uncharacterized. Bases 1 to 675 code for a protein of 224 amino acids. The transcript has a single exon. Lineage: Eukaryota; Fungi; Ascomycota; Pichiomycetes; Serinales; Metschnikowiaceae. The record is from RefSeq and is a predicted model, not a curated record.
AUGCAGUGGAAGUCCUUGUACACUUUGGCGUCGCUUUUGGCAGCUGUUUCUGCCGCCGACAUCACCGGCUGCCACUACCACGGAGCUACGCAGUUCUGUAUCGAUGAAGAUGGGAACGAGGGAUAUGUCACUCCAGCGCCUUCUCAGACGGCCGAUGCGCCUAGCUCGUACACUGGAUGUCAUCUUCACGGUUCAGAGACUUUCUGUUUAAACGGUCAAAACGAGGCUCAGUUUGUGGUUGAGACUGCCCAGGCGACUUCUGGUAGCGCUUCUGCGUCAAUCACCAGUGCCACCGCCAGCUCCAGCUCUGUGGCUGCUCAGACCACCGCUGUCACGGGCUGCCAUAACCACGGCUCUAAUCUUUUCUGCAUUGAUGGAAAUGGCAACGAAGGUCAGAUCACGCCUGCUCCAUCGGGAACUGCCGCUCCUGAGAGCUUCACCGGCUGCCACAACCACGGUACCGAAACAUUUUGUUUGGAUGAGGCUGGACUGGAAGUUCAAUUUGUUAACGAGGAAGAUGUGGGUUCUCACGACCCUGCCGACGUGGACAACCCGGAAAUGGACUGCCACUACCACGCUGGUGUUCCUCACUGUAUUCCCAAGGAGGAAGUGACACGUUUGGUGCUCAGGCUCAGUCUUGUGACCGUAACGAGGCCGAAUACAAGAUCCCAUUGA